Messenger RNA from Phaedon cochleariae (mustard beetle), 735 nucleotides. The record is from the annotation of a GenBank genome assembly. Lineage: Eukaryota; Metazoa; Arthropoda; Insecta; Coleoptera; Chrysomelidae.
AUGGAAAUUACUUUCAAAGGAAAGCGAGCACUUGUUACAGGUGCUAGUCAAGGAAUUGGGCGGGAAAUUGUCAUACAGUUAGUAAAAUGUCAAGCUGAGGUUGUUGCUGUAGCUAGGAACAAAGAACUUCUUGAUACGUUGCAAAAAGAAGUUCCAAGCAUACGGACCAUCCCUCUAGAUCUCUCAGAUUGGAAUGCCACAAGAGAAGCUUUGAGUAACAUCGGCCCAAUCGAUUUACUGGUCAACAAUGCUGGUUUAGCUAUUUUGGGGCCAUUAACUGAGGUUAAGGAAGAUGAUGUAAACAGGCUGUUCGACAUCAACGUCAAAGCAAUGAUCAACGUAACUCAAAUCGUGGUGAAAAACCUUCUAUCGAGAAACGCUCCAGGAUCUAUCGUAAAUUUGUCAUCCCAAGCUUCCCUUGUGGGUCUUCUGGAUCACUCCGUAUAUUGCGCUACAAAAGGGGCGGUGGACGCCUUCACUAGGGCAGCCGCUCUUGAGUACGGCCCUAAAAAUAUCAGGGUGAACGCGGUCAACCCCACGGUCAUUUUGACGGAUAUGGGGCGGUUAGGCUGGUCUGAUCCCAAGGUCGCUGAUCCGAUGCUUCAGAAGAUUCCGCUCAGAAGGUUUGGUGAAGUUCAUGAGGUGGUAGAUGCAGUAGUUUACUUACUGAGCAAUAAAUCAAGCAUGAUUACAGGAACCUGCUUGCCUGUCGAUGGCGGAUAUGUGGCAACAUAA